This is a messenger RNA of Cyclopterus lumpus (lumpfish), 6137 nucleotides long. RefSeq names its product unk like zinc finger (gene unkl). The record is from RefSeq and is a predicted model, not a curated record. NCBI's taxonomy places the organism in Eukaryota, Metazoa, Chordata, Actinopteri, Perciformes, Cyclopteridae. The transcript has 16 exons. The coding region runs from base 26 to 2455 and encodes 809 amino acids. Gene Ontology annotation, molecular function: metal ion binding.
GCGCAGUUCAUUGUUUUGACUGAAAAUGCCGUCGGUUUCGAAAACGGCGGCCAAUGCGUCUCCUCAAACCGAGAAACCUACCCACUAUACAUACUUAAAGGAGUUCAGGACAGAGCAGUGCCCGUUGUUCCUCCAGCACAAGUGUACGCAGCACAGACCGUUUACGUGCUUUCAUUGGCAUUUUCUCAACCAGCGGCGAAGACGACCCAUCAGGAGGAGAGACGGGACUUUCAACUACAGCCCCGACGUGUACUGCACCAAAUACGACGAGACGACAGGCAUCUGCCCGGAUGGAGACGACUGUCCUUAUUUACACCGGACAACUGGUGACACAGAGCGCAAGUACCAUCUACGCUAUUACAAGACGGGCACUUGUAUCCACGAGACGGAUGCUCGAGGGCAUUGUGUGAAGAAUGGACUCCACUGUGCUUUCGCUCACGGGCCACAUGAUCUCCGACCUCCCGUCUAUGAUAUCAGAGAGAUUCAAGCACAAGAGGCCCUUCAGAAUGGACAGUUGGGAUCAGGGGAAGGUAUUCCUGAUCUGCAGCCCGGUGUGUUAGCCAGCCAAGCUAUGAUUGAGAAAACUCUGACGGAGGACCCCCGGUGGCAAGAUACCAACUUUGUUUUAGCCAACUACAAAACGGAUCAGUGUACGAAGCCCCCACGACUAUGCAGACAGGGCUACGCUUGCCCCCACUACCACAACAGUAGAGACCGACGACGAAAUCCUCGAAAGUUCAAAUAUCGGUCGACUCCGUGCCCAAACGUGAAACACGGGGACGAAUGGGGCGAACCCUCCAAGUGUGACAGUGGAGACGGCUGCCCGUAUUGUCACUCUCGCACCGAACAGCAGUUUCACCCAGAGAUCUACAAAUCUACCAAAUGCAAUGAUAUGCGACAGACUGGAUACUGUCCCAGAGGACCGUUUUGUGCAUUUGCACAUGUAGAAAGAAUUCCUUCUACAGAAGAGACCAUGAGCUCAUUGCUCACAGUGAUACAGUCGAGUUCACAGGCCCAGCUGGGCUCUCAGCAGUAUUCAGAGUGUGCAGUCAGUGAGUGGAACAGCGGAGGCAACUCCGCAACCAGUAGCAACGGACAAGUAGGAAGUGUUUCAUGUUCUAAUAGCUCGACUGUAACUCCCAGCUCAGGAAGCGACAGUUUGUUAUCCCCAGUGGGAUCCAUCAGCAGGCCCCGCCCCUUAACUAGUCGUAGUUUAUGCUCAGAGUCCACCCCAUCCAGUGUCUCACCUCUGACGUCUCACUAUCCUAGAGCUCCGGGCUCUGAACGUGAGGAUCAGAUGAAGAACAAGGGACAGGUGGAUCACAAAUUAACGGACCAAGAAAAGCAGACACAAAACACCGUAUUCUCUGCUGUGAACCCUUUGGCAUCGAGCUUUACCUCCAGCAUAACAUCCAGCUUGGCCUCGAGCGUCGGCUCAGAAAGCUCUUCACCCACCACCUUAUCAACGAUGAAUGCAAAGGCCACUCCUUUCUAUCCGGGGAGCAACACCGUGGAGUCUGUCAUCGGAUCCGCGUUGGACCUCAACUUCAGUGACAUCAACGUUGCGUCUCUCGAGAAGGAGUUGGAGGAGCAAGACGACAGUGUCGGGCUGGCGAGUCAAAGGGUGCUCGCUGGCUCGGCCCCGGUCAACAUUCCCGGCUCCCUGGCUCGAUCGUCCUCGUUUAAUUCCUCGUCGUCGCUCUCCACCUCCCCGCUCAGCUCCCUCUCCCAGUCGCUGUCGCAGUCCCUGCUGUCUGCGACGCUAUCGCAGCAAAAUCAUUCUUCAAACAUGUUGGCCAAGCAAGAGCACGGCCUCCUGGGAACCCCCACCUCCUCUUCCCAGAAUUCAUUGGGCUUGAAUGGCGGGGCGAGCAGCAUCUGGGACUUUGUGAGUGGCAGCUUUUCACCGAGUCCAUCUCCAGUUUUCAGCAGCCUCGCCUCGGCUACCAGCAGUGCCGACCUGGCUCGCCUUUUCAGAGACCUGGACGAGGCCAAGAGGAAGAUCAAGCAAUGGGAGGAGGCCUGGCAUCAGGUCAAGCAAGCCUGCGAAGCUUGCCAGAAAGACGCGCAUGAAGCAAAGGAGCGAGCGAAAACGUCCGAGGCAGAGCGUCAGCUGGCGGAUCAGAAAUGGGAGGAAACUGAGCGCAAGCUGAAAGCGCUCCAAGGGGACUUUGAUGUGCUUUGUCGCACCCCUGGAACUCCUCUUCUUCGUAGCUAUAGAGAGCUAGACAAGCUCCCCUUGUCAAAGCUCCACUCCAUCCAGAGUCAGCUGCGUAAUGACCUUGACCUUAUAGAAGGGGUAAUAUAUCAGCUUCAGUCAAAGAAAUGUAUAGUUUGCCAAAAGCAUGAUCGCUGCAUUGUUCUGCAGCCGUGCCAGCAUUAUGUACUAUGUGAGAACUGUGCACCUAGUAAAACAGAAUGUCCCUAUUGUAGAACAAAAAUAUUGAAGUGGUGAUGUAAAAUGACUCGAGGUACUAUUUAAAGAUUUAGCCCUUUUGAAAAACUACUAAUAGAUAUUACAUUUUCUAAAUUGCAAUGUCUGUUUCAUACAGUGAUUUGAAUUGACUUAGAAUACAAUGAUGUUUGACUGAGAAAUCAAAUAGUAUUAUGAAUUGGAUUGUGUACAGGGGAUUUCAUCAUUAUAGCUUUUUGCUCAUUUUAUGUGCACGUUAACUUCCUGACUGGAAAGCCACACACUCGCAUUAGAAUAUCAAAUUAACUCGCUACGCCCUUUCCUCAAAUCCUUUGUUUACAUUUGUCAGCAAUACAUUUUGGCCAACCUGACAUAUUGCUCACACGGUAAAUAAAAAAAAUGACAUGCAAACGGGAUUGAUGCACGUUGUAUACUCAAAAGACAUUAACGAGAGUAAUUUGGUAUUUCUUCCUCCGUGUUUGGCUGUUAACGGAUUGGAUAUACUUUGGAAAUAUUGUGGAUAAAACUGAUCUCUUUAAGUUUAAUGCACUUAAAAAACCUUUUAAGGCUCCAGAGCUAUAUAUAUAUAUAUAUAUAUAUAUAUAUAUAUAUAUAUAUAUAUAUAUAUAUAUAUAUAUAUAUAUAUAUAAUUUGAAGAAAGGAAACUCACUCACUGUAACUUUACUCUUGAAUCUUAACUGAAAAAAAGUUUAAUUAGGGCUAAUGUCUUUCUCAUACUGUAAGUCUUAUGGUCAUUUUUCAGUUAUUUUGAUGGUUGGGGGAAAUGUUGAUAAACCACAUAUGAUCUCAAAUGCGAAGAAAUCAAUGCGUUAACAUUUUAAGACUUACUGCCAGGAAAUGUCGUGUCACGUAAAACAUAAAAUGGGCAAAACUCAAACACUUUUCGUUAGUUAAAGAGGAACACAAUAAAUCAAAUAAUUCACUCGAGAGCUUUCGGGAAGCAAAUCGAGAAAUGAAACCACGCUUGCAUUCAACACUAAGUAAAGAAAAGAACAGUCAUCUUUUGGCCAACUAGAGACAGAAAUAAAGUAUUAGUGCUGGAACACACCUGUACCUGUAAUCACACGAAACCAAGGAAACGACACACUUGACCCAUCUUUGUGUUCCUCUUUAAAGUAAAGCCACAUUUUCAUAAACAUCUUUUAAAUGCAACCAGUCACGCAUCAUUAAGUUUGAUUUGUUAUUGAAGCACUUUGAUGACUGGGACUUUAUUAAAGGGUAUAUAGAAAUCUGCUUUAAGCUGCUUUGUAGGUAUUACUCUUGAUUUUCUUUUCUUUCUUUUUUUUAGAUUGAUAUUUUUUUCUAUAUAAGCUAAUGUCUGAAGCUUUUUGUGUGUACUAUGAAACAUCAUUUGGAUACUUCGUGUUUCCUAUUGUAAAAUCAUGGCAUGGUUCUACAUAUUAAGAUUUCAUAAAAAAACAGUACUUAAUAGUUUCUACUUUUCAUAGUUAGAUUUAUAAAAUUUCAAUCAAAUAAGUGCACAUUUAAAAUGCAUUUAGGCGUAACCAGCAGCUGUAAUAUCAGUGAGGCACAUGUAACAUGUUAAGGCUGUAAUUCAAUCAGUUAUUAUUAUUUUUUUAGAGAUUUAUAUAGCCUAGCCUAUUAGAAAAGCAUGUGUUGUAUUUGCUAAAAGCCUGAGAUGGUGAUUUUGUAGGACUCUAGUCUCUUGUCUAGAACAUAUCGGCCUCUAACUCUAAAGUGCCUUGCCUUAGUUAAAAAGGUUAUGUGUAGAAUUGUCAGAGCGAAACACAAGUAGUCGAAGCUUGUGCAAAAGGUUUCUGCAAAACGUGUCUUGCAGAAACAUUGACGUGUGUAUGACCUGAAGCGCGUGUGCGUGUGUGUGUGUGUGUGUGUGUGUGUGUGUGUGUGUGUGUAUAAAUAUAUGCCAGUGUAUUUGGCCCACUCUCAUUACGUUAUUAUGAUAACUGAAAGCAAAACAUGGUCAGCACCCGUGUGCUGACUUCCACUUGGAAAGGAACCGUAGUUGACUUGUAAAUUGGACAGGACUUGUGCUUAGGUUCCUCUAAUUGAAAUGACCUUCUACUGUGUUUUUAAAAAAAAAAGCUUUUUAUCCAUGCGUUAAAUUCAAUAGAACAUCAUGUAUCUCCAGGUACACCUUUUGCUACUUCUAAAUAUGAGAAAAUGCAUUGUUUACAUUCAUAUAAAUGACAUCUAAGCAACUCAGAGGAAAAUAAUCCAGAAAGGUUAUGGUAUUUCAGCAUUUAUAUAAUUUGAAUUCAUUAUAGUACAGCGUAAAAGGCAGGCUAAGCACUUCUGGUAUUGCAUGGUAUAUAUAUAUUAACCAGCUACUAAAAUGAAAAGGAGAAAAAAAAAGUUUGCACUGUGUCACACUGCCAGAAUAUUUGUAUAGACUUAAUUUUAGUGUAGUAAUGGCUUCAUAGCUUCUGCAAGCUUCGCUGCUACUGGAAAAGGUAUUAAUGUUGUUUCUUGUUAUACAUUUAGAUGUUUGAAUGUUGUUGUGCAUCCACGGCUCAGAUUUCCAAAACUAUGAAAUAAUCUUCCGCAUCUAAUUUAACUAAAUUUAAGUCAAAGGUUCAGUACUUUUGCAUAUCACUAGGAAUGAUGUCACAGACCUGUACUGCUGUAGAUUGUCCCUUUUUUUUUUUUUAAAGAAAAAAUGGUCCGAAUGGUAAAAGUACAUUUGUUGGGUUUCUCUUCCCCCAUUGUAUACGGUAGAGCUAGUUUUACAGGGCCGAUUUAGUUGAUUUAGCCAACUAAAAUAUUCAUGUCUCGUGUGGGAAUCUGAAAAUCAACCAAAGUGGUGCGCUAGUCGCUGUCCACAUGUGUAUUCUAGAGAGAAAAUGUACCCUUGAACAUAAUUCCAAUAAUUCCUACGGUAUAAUGGGACAUAUCGGCCUGAAUGUGCUAGGCGGAGGAGCACCGAGGCCAUCCGGAUGAAACUGACAGCAUUGUGAGUGGCAGGACUUCUGUUUUUGGAUGGAUCUUUGCUUUAAUAUUUCCUCGUAUUGAGUAAACAACAGGAUUAUGCCAAUGGCUUUUGCUUCCAACAAUAAUGGACUUGAGCCCAUUUUUUUUUGUUGCAGUUUUACCAAAGACUUUAACUGUUAUUUCUUUUUUGUUGUCGCUACAUUUCAUUAUUUGUUUUAUUUCAGUAACAAAAACCUAAAUUGAUUUUAAAACAAUAAUCACCUAGUACCUUAACUAGAUAAUGUUCAUUAACGGCAAUUAAUGGCCUCUUUUUCUAUCUUAAGUUAGCUAUAGUGAGUUGAUAACAUAAAUGGUUAAAAAUGCAUGGUCCUUACAAAACGUGUAUUUGUACAUUUGAUUUUGUGUUAAGUUUAUGGCGUAUAGCAGGCCUGUGCAACAGUGGCCGGCACAUGCCGAUCUUAAGUGAGGAUUCAGUGUCAGUAUAAAUGUUGUCUCCAGUGAAGGAAGGUCAAAGGUGAAUGACAAGUGUGCUUCUGAAGUGGCCAUAUACACCUUGUUUGUUGACGUUGCUUAACUACAUAAUCUCAAUCACUUUGGAAGUUGACGGUUAUGCAUUAUAUGCUGUUAUGAUCGGCCUACAGUGACUGUAAGGGGCUUUCUUUCUAUCUGACUCUUGUUUUCUAUUUCUUAAAGCAGGGGUCCAAAUUAGUUUUUGUAAAAUGACGGGACAGGCGACGAUUGUGAUAAACAUUGAUGGCAGAUACAGACAUAAAUAAAACUGAGUUGUUCGUAA